AUGAAAGUGCCAGAGACUGGAAUCCGCUUCAUAGUGGUGGAAAUUGCUUGGAUAGUUUUGAUAGAUCAGAAUGAAAACUAUGCUCAAGGCAAAUGGCUUGUGGGAUAUGGUUACAAAGAAUUGGAAGAUGAUGUCGAGUACACAAGUGCACAAAAGAAGGAGAACGAGGAAAAAUCUCAAGAAAAAUCUCAAGAAAAUUCAAGAGCUCUUGCCUUUAUCCAAAGCGGGGUGAACGAGACCAUAUUCUUAAGAAUUAUAAUUGAGGAAGAAGCCAAAACAGUUUGGGAAGUGCUUCAACUUGAAUUUGAAGGGUCAGAUAAGGUGAAAUCAGCCAAGUUGGUGACUUUGAUAAUGGAGUUUGAGAGGUUAAGGAUGCAGGAGCCUGAUAGUGUGAAGGAAUAUGUUGACAAAGUCCAAAAAUUUCUGAGUCAGAUGAAGAUUCCUAGUGAGGAGUAUCCAAAGAAGCAAGUGGAUGCUAUUAAAGAAUCCAAAGAUUUGGACACUCUAACCAUCAAUAAGCUUGUUGGCUCUUUACAAGCCAGUGAGCAAAGGGUUGUAGGAAGAAUGGAGGGAAGCACAGAGGGUGCGUUUCAGGCCAAGCAACGAAAGAAAUGGGAUGCUAAUGAUAAGAAGGAAGGAAAACAUAAAUUUUCUCCUUGUCCUGUCUAUAAAAAGAUGAAUCAUGUUGAAAAGGACUGUUGGGAUGUUGAGGAGGCUAACGUGGCCAAGGAGGAACGUGGAAAGAACAUGUUCAUGGUCACAUGUAGAAGACGAGAUAAGUCAGAUUGGCUUAUAGACAACGGGUGUAUGAGUCAUAUGACUUUUGAUUCAACAUUGUUUGACAAUUUGGAUACCACAAAUAGACCUCUCAUCAUCAUUGGAGUGGUGAAGAACUAUGAGCAGAAGGCAGGGGGACCAUAA
Pistacia vera is the source of this 921-nucleotide messenger RNA. RefSeq lists its product as uncharacterized. The coding region runs from base 1 to 921 and encodes 306 amino acids. The transcript is spliced from 4 exons. NCBI's taxonomy places the organism in Eukaryota, Viridiplantae, Streptophyta, Magnoliopsida, Sapindales, Anacardiaceae. The record is from RefSeq and is a predicted model, not a curated record.